This is a messenger RNA of Cydia amplana, 2743 nucleotides long. It is a transcript of the gene Sec8, whose product is annotated as exocyst complex component 4. Gene Ontology annotation, cellular component: growth cone membrane; exocyst; synapse. The transcript is spliced from 17 exons. Bases 75 to 2741 code for a protein of 888 amino acids. The record is from RefSeq and is a predicted model, not a curated record. Gene Ontology annotation, biological process: Golgi to plasma membrane transport; chemical synaptic transmission; exocytosis. NCBI's taxonomy places the organism in Eukaryota, Metazoa, Arthropoda, Insecta, Lepidoptera, Tortricidae.
UCAACGGGGCGUAGUGAAAAUAUUAUUUCGAUUUUUCAUAAUUUUUGUUUAAAAGUUAUUUUGCUAAGGGGAAAAUGUCGUCACCACCACCUACAAAACCCCCCAGAGGGGUGAAACAAGGAAGAGAAACGAGUGGACUUUUAAUGUCUGUUAUUCGCACUUUAUCGGCGAGUGAGACCAACGAGCAGCGAGAAAAAGAACGUGCUAAACUAGAGAAGGAGUAUAAAAAGAGCGACGCGAGAUUGGACGAGCUGGUUGCAGAACAUGCACAGGAAAUCAUGGAAGUUAUGCAGAAAUUCAGCAGUGUCCAAGCAGCCUUAGCAAGCUGGGGUCAGCACACUGACGCAGCCACAGCUCGGCUGACCGCAUGCCGCAGCUUGCUGCGCGUGCGGCGCGACGAGCUGCGGCGCCUGUGGCAGGACGCCAGGACACACCACCACGCGCUGCACAUGCUCACCAUCAUCGAACGUGUGGUAGUCUCCGAGCGCGAUAUCCGCGAUCACCUCUCGCGCGGGCUCGUCCUCGCAUGCGCGCAUUCUCUACGCUCCGCUCUUGACACGUCUGCAACCACGCUGUCGCACGUCAGCGCGCUCAACACCACGAGGGCGCAUCUCGAGGAAAAGAAGCACGAGCUGGUGACGGUGAUUCUAAGGCGCUUGUCAUCGGCAUUGUACGGCGAAGCGGCGCCGCUCACACGCCGAAUGUCGUCGCGACGCCGAACAGCGCUCCUUUUGGCAGAGCUGACAAAGAGCGAAGAUGUUACCGACGCGUACCUUCAAGACAUAACGCCUGAGUUCGAGGCGUCACUCACCGAGGAAGAUAAGACGUUUGAGACUACCGUCAUGAUAUCGUUAAAAGCCCUGGGAGUCUUGAACCAGCUCAAAGAAGCCACUGAGAAAUUCAAAGUCCAGAUCCAAGAUGAGCUCCUAACCGUGAUCGAAUCCGUGUCCCGCCGGAUAAUCGAAGACGGGGACGUGGAGCCGGACAUAACGGACGUGCCGGACGCGCCGGACGCGCCGGACGCGCCGGACGCGCCGGACGCGCCGGACGAGGUGGUCGAGAACUCGAAACCGUUACGACUCGUCAACGCGCUGGUGGAGCAGUUUAGAGCGUGUGCAGUGAGGAAUAAAAGACUGCUCCAACUGUGGCGGGCCGCGUUACAGAAGCAUAAGAUCUCAGACUCGUGUCUCCACACCGAGAUACACUACUGGAGCGCCGUUCAACAAGUCCUCCAACUGCUACUGACAGACUACCUCCAAAUAGAGAGCGUGACUCUCGCCGCCGCUCGUUCCACCAGCGCUUCGGAUACCCACAGCGAACUUCGCAUCGCAGAUUACUUCGCCAAAAAGCGACCGCAGCGGCGCGAGAAACUUUUCAAGCUAAAUGUGGGCGUGGUGCCGGUCCCUAGCGCGGCGGCGCGGCGGUACCCGCUGGUGUGCCGGCCGGAGCCCGCGCUGCUGCACGUGCUGCUGCCCACCCUGCACAAGCUCACGCACGACAUCGAGCCCGUCGUUGGCGGCGAAUGUUCGCUGCGAGCAUUCAUCACGGACUACGUACGGUCCGGGGAGAGCGAGCGGCUCGCGAGCGAGGCGAGGGCUUCUAUCGAGGUCGCUAUGAAGGCUGCCGCGUGGCGCGAGCGAGCACCGCCGGAACCACCGAGCGCUAACCACCGGCUGGUGUUCUCGUGCUGCGCGGCGGGCUGGGCGGCGGUGGCGCACUGCGCGCACGCGGCGCGGCGCUGCGGCGCGUGCGGCGCCGGGCACGCCCUGCGCGCGCUGCCCGCCGCGCUCGCCGCGCUCGCCGCGCACGCGAGAGCCGCGCACCAGCGCCUGCAGCCCGCCGCGCCGUGUCGGGCGGCCAAAUGGCUGGCUGAUGACGACAUUGUUCGGUUCCUGCAGACGCUGCCUAACUGGCAAGCCGUUGUGGACCCGAAUUCCGCCAGUAAAAACGAGCAGGAUCUGAAACAGGCGUACGAACGCGAGGCCGAAAUCCUGGGCUCGAGUCUCGGGGACGGCGCCGUGUCUCGUCGCGAAAUCGUCGGGGACAUCAACGCUUUAGGCGACCUGGCGUUGCUCUGCGAGUCCAUGGACUGGCUGGCCACCAACAUCCGGUCGCUGCCGGGGCUGCUCACGGCGCCAUCUGGCGGCGUCCGGUUGACCGACAAGCUGCGCGAAGACAUAUCUGCCGCGGCCGCCAUCUUUGACGAGAUCUCUCAUAAAUGCCUGCUGUUUCUACAUCUGGAGAUGCGAAUCCAAUGCUUCCACUACCUCGGGCAGCCGGCGGGCGGCGACGACGGCGAGGCGGGCGGCGCGGGCCGGCUCGCGCACGCGCUGCUCGCCUUCCACGAGCACGCGCACAACGUCAUGGCGGCCGGCCGCAGGGCGUACAUCUUCAACGGCAUCGGUGAGAUGAUGUCCGCGGGCGUGGUGUGGCGCUGGCAGUGCAUGGACGCGGAGUUAGCGGGCGGAACCCUCGCUACGCUCAGGCACUGCUUAGCGGCGCUCUCGCUGCCGCACGCCGGUUUGCAGCGAGCGCACGAAUAUUCGCGUCUCUUGCUCGCUAUGCCUGAGCCUGAGGAAAUCAUAGCAUCUAUUCGGGAGAAAGGCGCACAAUUCACCGAAUUGGAGUACCUGAACGCAUUCAAAGUGAUCGCGGCGCGUCGCGGGCUAUCACAGGCCGACAUGAAACCCCACCUUAAAGCUCUGGCUAGUGCCUUAGGUCAUGUUGGGGUCACUGUUUAAGG